GCGGUAGAAGUGGCGGUGUUUUCGUUGUGUAUGUGAAUGACAGGCUCUGCAAGUCCAAUUUUGAGUUAGUCACAUACCCACACCUUAACUAAAAUGAUUCAUGAACUCCUACUGGCGUUAAGUGGUUACCCUGGUACAAUAUUUUCGUGGAACAAACGAACAGGCUUACAGGUGUCUCAGGACCUGCCGUUCCUUCAUCCUAGUGAAACCGGUGUCCUGAAUCGCCUCUGCAAAUUGGGAUCUGAUUACAUCCGAUUUACAGAGUUCAUAGAGCAACACACUGGUCAUGUCCAUCAACAGGAGCACCACUCCAACCAACCUAAUCAGCCUGGGCUGAACGGGGUUUACCUGAGGGCCUUUUGCACGGGUCUGGAGUCUAUGCUGCAGCCUUACAGACAGGCUUUGCUGGACCUUGAACAAGAGUUUCUGGGUGAUCCACACCUGACAACCUCUCAUGUGAAUUACAUGCUCGACCAGUUUCAGCUGCUGUUCCCCUCUGUGAUGAUAGUGGUGGAGACAAUCAAAUCCCAGAAGAUCCAUGGGUGUCAAAUCCUGGAGACGGUCUACAAACACAGCUGUGGGGGGCUACCCCCUGUACGCACAGCUCUGGAGAAGAUCCUAGCUGUCUGUCACGGGGUGAUGUACAAGCAGCUAGCUGCAUGGAUGCUGCAUGGCCUGCUCCUGGACCAGAGUGAGGAGUUCUUUGUGAAGCAGGGCCCCAGCGCAGGAGGUGCUGCAGCUAACCAGGAGGAGGAGGACGAGGACCUGGGGAUAGGAGGGCUGAGUGGCAAACAGCUCAGGGAAUUACAGGACCUGAGGCUGAUCGAGGAGGAGAACAUGCUGGCUCCGUCACUGCAGCAGUUCUCACUGCGCGCCGAGAUGCUGCCCUCCUACAUUCCUGUCCGAGUAGCAGAGAAAAUCCUUUUUGUUGGGGAGUCUGUCCAGAUGUUUGAGAACGACAACCACAGCCCAUCUCGAGCUCGUUCUAUCCUGAAGCACCAGGAGGACCUGUAUGCUGCAGAGCUGCACAGACUGAAGCAGCAGCCCCUGUUCAGCCUGGUGGACUUUGAGAAUCUAAUAGACCGCAUCCGUAGCACAGUGGCAGAGCAUCUUUGGACUCUAAUGGUGGAGGAAUCUGACCUGCUGGGACAACUCAAGAUCGUUAAGGACUUCUACUUGCUGGGGCGGGGCGAACUUUACCAGGUGUUUAUAGACCACGCCCAGCACAUGCUGAAGACCCCGCCUACUGCAGUCACUGAACAUGAUGUAAACGUAGCCUUUCAGCAGGCGGCUCACAAGGUGCUGUUGGACGAUGACAACCUCCUGCCUCUCCUCCAUCUCACCGUCGACUCUCAGGGGAAAGACAAAGAGACCACAGGAACCAGAGAGGGAGCCACUCCUCCACAAGAGACCUCCCCGCGAGAGGUGCCCCCUACAGGCUGGGCUGCUCUGGGUCUGGCCUACAAGGUCCAGUGGCCCCUACACAUCCUCUUCACUCCAGCAGUACUAGAGAAGUAUAACGUUGUGUUCAGGUACCUGCUGAGUGUGCGUCGGGUGCAGUCAGAGUUGCAGCACUGCUGGGCCCUGCAGAUGCAGAGGAAACACCUCAAGUACAACCAGACCGACGCUGUUAAAUCGAGAUUACGUAACCACAUGGCUUUCCUGGUUGACAACCUGCAGUACUACAUGCAGGUGGAUGUCCUGGAGUCUCAGUUCUCUCAGCUGCUGCAGCAGAUCAACUCCACCAGAGACUUUGAGAGCAUCCGAUUGGCCCACGACCACUUCCUUAGCAACCUGCUUGCCCAGUCAUUCAUCCUGCUCAAACCGGUUUUCCACUGCUUGAAUGAGAUUCUGGAGCUGUGCCAUAACUUCUGCUCAUUGGUCAAUCAGAAUGUGGCUCCACUGGAUGACCGGGGGACAGCUCAGCUAGACCAUCUGGUCAAGGGCUUUAGUCGGCAGUCGUUCCUGCUCUUCAAGAUCCUGUCCAGUGUUAGAAACCACCAGAUCAACUCUGACCUGGCCCAGCUGCUUCUGAGGCUGGACUACAACAAGUACUACACCCAGUCUGGUGGCACCCUGGGCAGUUUUGGACUUUAAGAGAAUGAAGUACGGAGCACAAGCUACAGACCAAGCCUGGAGGCCCAGGCAUCCUGACACCACUGGCCCUCUUACCGAGUCAUUGUACAUGUGUAUUAUUUAUCUUCAUGCUAUGUUACGAACAUCCUUGAUAUUG
This is a messenger RNA of Hypomesus transpacificus, 2233 nucleotides long. RefSeq names its product tubulin, gamma complex associated protein 4 (gene tubgcp4). Bases 94 to 2097 code for a protein of 667 amino acids. The transcript has 18 exons. Lineage: Eukaryota; Metazoa; Chordata; Actinopteri; Osmeriformes; Osmeridae. Gene Ontology annotation, molecular function: gamma-tubulin binding; microtubule minus-end binding. Gene Ontology annotation, biological process: meiotic cell cycle; cytoplasmic microtubule organization; microtubule nucleation. Gene Ontology annotation, cellular component: gamma-tubulin complex; spindle pole; centrosome. The record is from RefSeq and is a predicted model, not a curated record.